Tachysurus fulvidraco (yellow catfish) is the source of this 5498-nucleotide messenger RNA. RefSeq names its product protein tyrosine phosphatase non-receptor type 11b (gene ptpn11b). Gene Ontology annotation, biological process: protein dephosphorylation. Bases 196 to 1971 code for a protein of 591 amino acids. Gene Ontology annotation, molecular function: protein tyrosine phosphatase activity. The record is from RefSeq and is a predicted model, not a curated record. The transcript is spliced from 16 exons. Lineage: Eukaryota; Metazoa; Chordata; Actinopteri; Siluriformes; Bagridae.
UUAGGUGGCGUGCGGAUUGGGACGCAGCCUCUGUGUCACAGCGCAUCGCUCGCCAGAGGCGGAGAGUGCCGGUUGUCACGCGCUUGCGCUCGCACUCGGCUCCGCACAGAGAGAGAGACGCGCGCGGGAAGACUCGCUGCAGCAGCUCGCGCUCCCUUUUACUUCACACCGGCCUUCAGCAGCCAAGCGGCCGCCAUGACGUCCCGGAGGUGGUUCCACCCCAACAUCACCGGCAUCGAGGCAGAGCAGCUCCUCCUGACACGAGGCGUCCACGGCAGUUUCUUGGCUCGACCGAGCAAAAGCAACCCAGGAGACUUUACGUUGUCUGUCAGGCGCUACGAUGAAGUCACUCACAUUAAGAUCCAGAAUUCUGGCGAUUAUUACGACCUGUACGGAGGGGAGAAGUUCGCCACUCUGGCUGAGUUGGUGCAGUACUACAUGGAGCAGCACGACCUUCUGCGAGAGAGGAACGGAGACGUUAUCGAGCUUAAAUAUCCUCUCAACUGCAAAGACCCCACUUCUGAGAGGUGGUAUCACGGGCAUCUUUCGGGCCGAGACGCAGAAAAGCUCCUGACAGAGAAAGGCAAGCCAGGCAGCUUUCUGGUGAGGGAGAGUCAGAGCAAACCUGGAGACUUUGUGCUGUCUGUUCUCACUAACGAGGAAAAGCACGAAAAUGUGGACCGCAAGACUAAAGUCACCCACGUCAUGAUACGCUACCAGGAUGUGAAGUAUGACGUGGGUGGAGGGGAGAGGUUUGACACACUAACAGACUUGGUGGAGCACUAUAAAAAGAACCCCAUGGUGGAGAAGAGUGGGAUUGUAGUGCACCUUAAGCAGCCGUUCAAUGCCACACGGAUAAAUGCGGCCAACAUCGAGAACCGGGUGCGAGAGUUAAAUAAAGUCGCAGACAAUUCUGAGAAACCCAAGCAGGGCUUCUGGGAAGAAUUUGAGAUGCUGCAGCAGCAGGAAUGUAAACUCCUGUAUCCCAGAAAAGAAGGCCAGAGAGCCGAGAAUAAGAGCAAAAACAGAUACAAGAACAUUCUACCCUUUGACACCACCAGGGUGACGAUCACGGAAGCGGAUCCCGACGUGCCUGGCUCUGACUACAUUAAUGCCAACUAUAUCAGAAGUGUGCAGGAAGAGGACCGUCAUGUGGACGAAGGCAAAGUGUUCAUUGCUACUCAGGGCUGCCUUCAGAACACAGUUCUGGACUUCUGGAAAAUGGUCUAUCAGGAAAACACUCAUGUUAUUGUCAUGACGACCAAGGAGAUGGAGCGAGGCAGGAAUAAAUGUGUGCGCUACUGGCCAGACACGGGCACAACAAAGGAGUUUGGGAAUGUGUGUGUGAUGAACAUGGAGGAGCAGGCUGCUCAGGACUACAUCCGCAGAAAGCUGGAGGUCACAUGUACAGACCGAAAGGAAGCUCCUCGGUACAUCUGGCACUACCAGUACCUGAGCUGGCCUGAUCACGGCGUGCCCAAUGAACCAGGUGGAGUUCUCAACUUUCUUGAACAGGUCAACCGAACUCAGAACAGCAUUCCAAAUACCGGACCUGUCAUAGUCCACUGCAGCGCAGGGAUCGGAAGAACAGGCACCAUAAUCGUGAUAGACAUCCUUAUCGAUAUCAUAAAUAGACAAGGAUUGGACUGUGAUAUAGACGUCCCAAAGACCAUCCAGCGAGUGCGUCAGCAGCGAUCCGGCAUGGUCCAGACCGAAGCCCAGUAUAAGUUCAUCUACAUGGCUGUACAGCAGCAUAUUGACACAGCACAGAAGAGGCUGGAGGAAGAGCAGAGGAAUAAGACGAAGGAAAGAGAGUACUCCAAUAUCAAAUACACUCAGAUGACAAAUACUAGGCCUUUGCCCAACUCCUCUCGCUCAUCGUCUGUAAUGAAUGAUGACACAUCCAGUGUAUACGAGAACGUACACAUCAAAAACCCAAAGAGCCCCGUCUGCACAAACUCCAGGAGAUAGGACUCGGGGCUGCUGCCUCACACUCUCUCUAUUAGAGGUGCUAUGUGCAGGCACUUGGCUGUGAUGUGAUUUAGGAGCUUGAGUGGACACACACGUGGUGGAGGUAUGACUGGAGGACCCUGAGAGCUGCACAGCUCCUGCACUCCUUCCUCACCGACUGACUCGCUGUCUAAGUGCCUGAUCCGCCUCAAACAGCCAGAGCACAGCCUCCUCAGUGCUUCUCCCUCCAGUCUGCUAAGCCGGCACAGUUCUACCUACUGUACCUAGCACUCAGCUACUCGAUCACUUCUGAACAAAGACUGUUACACAGGACUAACUCCAGGUUUCUCCAGACUUUGUCCUGUCCACACUCUGUAUGCCUGCUGCCAGACCUUGUGCUGUCCUAUAGACUUCUGUCGCAUUUCACUGGCAGAAGAUCUUGCUGAACUUGCACGCCAAAAAAACAACAACAAAAAAAACCCCAGCUAGAAUCGCAACUCGUUCCAGCUCUCAAGCUACUUUCGAAUGCCGAGAUGUUUCUAAUGUUAUUGUUAGCUAACAGCAAAAAACGGGUGAAUUUUUAAAAUGGUACGUUGCCGUAGAUAGAUUUCUAUGUGCCAAUAAGCAGGCUGCAUUUUUUUGCUUCUGUAAUAGAGUCUGCUGUGAUGCUUUGCAAAGCUUCAUCUUGUACUGAUUAUAUAUGAGGUCACAUAUUGCUUAUUAAUGGGCUCAUAGACCAAUCAGCUUCUGUGUUUCAGCUUUUUCUCUGCAGGCAUGGCCUCAGACGUUUUUUAUAUCUGGUUUUAGUAAGCUUUGGCAGCUCACUGAUUAUUUCUCUUACGGUAUAUCCAUUAUUCAUUUCUACUGACACGUUUUCUCUUCGUUGUGACUGAUAUUUUGUGACAGAUGUCAGAAUCGUUGAGCAGGGUUGAUUUAAAAAAAACGUCAUUUGAUCGUUAUUCCGCCUUCUCAGAGGAAGACCCUAAAACCAUUUUGAUUGAUGUUCAGGGUUUGUGUAUUAUAAAUACGGUGAUAAAUAGGCAUUCAGGGAUUGUAAUCUGUUCAGGGAUUGCACUCUGUGUUUCAUCAGCGGAAGGUCAGGAUACGACUGGAGAUGUGUGUGAGUUAUGACGGGUUUAUGAAAGUCGUGGAGUUCAGGCAGAGAGGACAGGUCAUGCUGGUCAAGUUACAGAUGGUAACAGUCUUCUGUACAGAUUUAAGCAGUCCAGAUGGCCCAAGACUAGGAAUAGGUUUGCCUGUGAAAAAGCAAUUUGUAAAAUGCCAGUAAUCCACACAGGAUGAUUGGACGAAACCAGCAUGACUUGUGAUGUCAAAAGGAGCUGAUCUUCUAGGAGGCGUAUGCUGGCAUGAGGAAGAUUAGACAUGUGCUCCAGAUUCUGAACGCUUAAAAUAACUCAGGUUAUGAUGGGUCGGAUUAAUCACCGUCUACAUCUACGGAAGUGGUUGCAGAGAAGACUAUGUACGGAUGAAGGUGACGUGCCGAGUGAAAGAACUGAGAAGAACCCUGGCUGUGGUUCAGACGAUAUAGUGCCCUCAAGAAUGACAGGCACCUUUCAUAUAAAAUGAAUGUUCCCCAAAAAGAGCUUACUUUCUUUAAUAAUGUCCUGUUUCCAUGGGGUGUAAAUAUGAGAAGUAAAGUUCACUUCUUUUUCAAGCCAAAGAACACAAAAAAACACUCAUGGCUAUUUUCCUGCACAAGUCAAGUCCUAAUUAUAAUAAGUAGUGAUUAAUACCAUUAGCACAAUCUGAAAAGGUUGGAAAUAUGCCAGGAAUUUGAACCGCCAUCUCACAGCGAGGAGUAAGGUGAUAAAUGGGUGAACUAGAGCCCAGAUAUCACAGUUUAACUGGUUUGUGUGAUUGUAAGUAAGUAAGUAAGUAAAUAAAUAAAUAAAUAAGUAAAUCAAAUCAAACCCAAAACCCAAGUUCAUUCGUAACAGCGAGCUAGCCAGAAAGAAGCUCAACAUCAACAUGUGAGAUGUGAAAACGCAUUUAAUCUAAUGCUGCACUAAAAUCUCUCUCUCUCUCUCUCUCUCUCUCUCUCUCUCUCUCUCUCUCUCUCUCUCUCUCACUUCAUCCUUGUUAGACAUUACAGGAAGAGAGUUCUGAAAGUAUAUGAAGUGUUUUGUAGAAACAAAAUGAUGAAGUCAAACAAAGCCCCUCUAUAUUUUGAGCACAACAUAUUUCUAAUUGCAUGUGCAUUUUUUUUUUAAUUGUUAUUUUUGCUCAUUUUCAAAAAGAGUGGCAGUUAUUAUCGAGGGUGCUGUAUUACACUUUCAGUAUUUUUCUGGUUGAAAUGUCAAAAACAGAUAAAAAUAGGUGCUUCUCACUAGUGUAAUAGCCUCAAGUGUAUCUGUUUGUUCUAUUUCUACUGCAUGAUGCACACAGGAAAGUGAAACCUAGUGAACCGUUACUAUAAUCAGACCACCAACCGUUAAGAUAUAGUCAUAAUCUGAGUGUAAAUAAAAUGUACAGAAGUCCUACCCUUGAGGAUCUCACACGAGUGAUGAGCAGCAGCGCAGUUUAGUUCCUCUCAUUAUCUGAGAUUGUACAUGAUUGGCCUUGACGGAAUCUGCAACGACGAAGCACACGAGUAAACAUGACAGGCUGAUGUGUGUUAAACAGCGCUAUCACUGCUGCACUGAAUCAGGAGUUUGCUGUCCUUUUAAUGGCUAAUGGAUGCCAAAUACUGUAUGUCGUACCUACACGUGUGGAGGCUUUAGCCUGUGGGGAAGAUGAAGCUUUAUUGCUAGAAAUGUGCUACAGAUAACCGGACACUGAAAGGAGAAACGAUGUUCAAGCUUAUUAACCAGCUUAUUACCACUGUUGGAAAGAAAGAAUUUUAUUUAUGAAUUCUCUUUUGUACAAGGAUGCUUGUUUGUCUCUUCUUGAUAUUUGUUGUGUUCACUGUGAAAAUGGCAAAGGGGUCAAAUCUUUGGUGUUUUGCUGAGACUUCAAUACUUGAAAUUGUGUUCUAGCUGCCGGCAAGUGUGAGAACGUUCUGUGGAUGUUAACAUGUAGAUAACAUUUUGCUAUGAUGUUGUUUUGUCAUCACUGAUGAGUUUUAGAUUCUAGAUUUGAUUUAUUACCGAUUUAUUAUUUAGUAACACACGUGAAUUGAUGAGUAAUACAUGUGAUAUGAUGAUGAACUGUUGACCGGAUGCUUUUGUAAAUUGUUUUAGAAUUCAUUGGCAAAAUUAUUAUUAUUAUUAUUAUUAUUAUUAUUAUUAUUAUUGUUGUUGUUGUUGUUAUUAUUGUUAUUAUUAUUAUUAUUAUUAUUUGGACAGGGCAAUGUUAAUAAUCCUAAGGUAUGCAAAACAUUGCUAUUGUACAUUUUUAAAUUAGUUUCUUUCAAUGUUUGUUUUUCUUUUUUGAAUCACAGGUUUAAUGGUAUGCUGUCUGUCCCUGUGUGAAUACUGUUUUUCCUCUUGCACUGGCUAAACCUGAACGCCUUCUUUUCUGAUAACCACAGCUGAUGCGAUGACUAUCUUAACUGAUAACAAAUAAAUCAAUAGAAUAUUUAAACUUAA